CUCACAAGCAGCCAGCCUUUGCAACUUGGGGAUUUACUUGUGGAGGAGCUUUUUAGUGGAGAUCGCGGAAUAUUCUUUGUCUAAAUAUGCCUAUAAGACGAGGUCACGUUGCACCACAGAACACAUUCCUUGGAAUAAUAAUUCGGAAAUUCGAGGGUCAGAACCGGAAAUUUGUGAUAGCUAAUGCCAGAGUGGAGAACUGUGCAAUCAUCUACUGCAAUGAUGGCUUCUGUGAGAUGACAGGAUUCUCAAGACCAGACAUCAUGCAGAAGCCAUGCACAUGUGACUUCCUCCAUGGUGACCUCACCGACAAAGAGGCCAUCGACCAGGUGACACAGGCUGUGCUUGGGUCCGAGGAGCGCAAGGUGGAGAUCACCUACUACCGCAAGGAUGGGUCUGACUUUCAGUGUAACACUCACAUAAUCCCAGUGAAGAAUGAAGAGGGAGUGGUGAUGAUGUUUAUCUUAAAUUUUGAAUAUGUUGCGGAUGAGGGAAGUGACAACUCCACAGAGAAGAUAAGCCCCACAUCCCCUACAAAGUCAGACCAAAGGAGGAGUAGAUUCUUCCGUUUCCGCCAGGCUGCUUUGAGCCUAAUGAAUACCAACAAGCAAUCUCUCCCGCAAGAGGACCCAGAUGCUGUAAUGGUGGACUUACCCAAAGAGGAUGAGGACUCAGUGGCCCUGGAGAGUUUCCCCUCACCCACCAAGAGCAUUUGCAGUCCCAUUGAGGCCAAUGACACACAUGCCCUCAUAGGCUCAAGCCACCACUCCUCCCAGGCUAGCAUCGGUCCUGAACCACUUGACCAUUCAUCCCCUAAACUCCCCUGGGAGAAGCUGUACCAUUCAGAGCCUCACCAGUCCUCUACCUCCCUGUCAAAUACCUUCCCAAGAGGCAGCAUCAGCAGCAUGAGGAGGGCCUCAUCCGUUCAUGAAAUUGAGGGCUAUAGCUCCAAUUCAAAAAACAUAUUCAGGGAUCGGCAUACAACUGAAGGCCCUUUCAACCAUGUGAAGUCCAGCCUUCUUGGCUCUACCUCUGAUUCAAACAUCAACAAAUAUAGCACUAUCAACAAGAUUCCCCUGAUUGCACUCAACUUCUCAGAGGGGACAGAGAAGAAGACCCAUUCUCCACCAACAACUGAGAAACACAUCAUAGCACCAAAGGUCAAAGAGAGAACUCACAAUGUCACAGAAAAGGUCACACAGGUCCUGUCACUCGGAGCAGAUGUGCUGCCAGAGUACAAACUCCAAACACCUCGCAUUGACAAGUUCACAAUCCUUCACUACAGCCCUUUCAAAGCUGUGUGGGACUGGCUGAUCCUCCUGCUGGUCAUCUACACGGCAAUCCUCACUCCCUACUCUGCUGCUUUUCUUCUCAAUGACCAAGAGGAGCAGAAGAGACGUGAAUGUGGAUACUCCUGCAACCCUCUCAAUGUAGUGGAUUUAAUUGUGGACAUCAUGUUCAUCAUUGACAUCCUCAUAAACUUCAGGACAACUUAUGUAAACCAAAAUGAGGAAGUGGUCAGCCAUCCAGCCAAGAUAGCAAUCCAUUACUUUAAAGGAUGGUUCCUUAUAGACAUGGUGGCAGCAAUUCCAUUUGAUCUUCUAAUAUUUGGCUCAGGAUCAGAUGAGACUACCACUCUCAUUGGCCUGCUGAAGACAGCAAGGCUCCUGCGAUUGGUGCGUGUAGCCAGGAAGCUGGAUCGCUACUCUGAAUACGGAGCUGCAGUCCUUAUGUUGCUCAUGUGCAUCUUUGCCCUGAUCGCCCACUGGUUAGCCUGUAUAUGGUAUGCCAUUGGCAAUGUGGAGAAGCCUUACUUGGAACACAGGAUUGGCUGGCUUGACAAUCUGGGUGUGUCGAUUGGGAAGAGAUACAACUACAGUGAUCCUAACUCUGGUCCCUCUAUCAAGGACAAGUAUGUUACAGCACUUUACUUCACAUUCAGCAGCCUGACCAGUGUGGGCUUUGGAAAUGUUUCCCCCAACACCAACUCGGAGAAGGUCUUUUCGAUAUGUGUCAUGCUGAUUGGCUCCCUCAUGUAUGCCAGUAUUUUUGGAAACGUCUCUGCCAUCAUCCAGAGGUUGUACUCGGGUACAGCCCGCUACCAUGCUCAAAUGUUACGGGUCAAGGAAUUCAUCCGUUUUCAUCAAAUUCCCAACCCUCUGAGGCAAAGGCUGGAAGAGUACUUCCAGCACUCAUGGACCUACACUAAUGGCAUUGAUAUGAAUACGGAGGUGUUAAAAGGGUUUCCUGAGUGCCUACAGGCAGAUAUCUGCCUUCACCUCAACAGGAAUCUUCUAGACAACUGCAAAGCUUUUCAAGGAGCCACCAAAGGAUGCUUGAGGGCCUUGGCCAUGCGCUUCAACAGCGCUCAUGUACCUCCUGGAGACACUUUGGUCCACAGCGGUGAUGUGCUCACUACUCUCUAUUUUCUGUCCCGUGGUUCUAUUGAGAUCUUGAAAGAUGACAUUGUGGUAGCUAUCCUGGGUAAAAAUGACAUAUUCGGAGAAAUGAUCCAUCUUUAUGCCAAGCCUGGAAAGUCUAACGCUGAUGUGCGUGCUCUGAGUUACUGUGAUCUGAGCACCAUCCAGCGAGAAGAUCUGCUGGAGGUGCUGGACAUGUACCCGGAGUUUGCUGACCACUUCUUCAACAACCUCGAGCUUACUUUCAACCUGAGAGAUGACUCUACCAAGCCCUGCAGUGUCCAAGAAUGUGAUUCAGAUGGUGAGGGCAAUAAAAACGUGAAAAGAAGAAUCUCUUUCACACCAGAUCUAUCUAAAGGGGAAAACAAAGAAAUGGUUAAAGACGUUCAAAGGGAGAGAGAGUCUAACUCGUGCCUCAAGAGAUCUUCAGUAGUCUCUUCACUCACAGUUCCAGGCUUAGACUCAGAUGUUAUUGCCAGAGACAGCUUGGACAGAAAACCACCUUUUGAAGAUCUGUGCUGUGAUAAAUGGGCCUAGAAGCCUACAGACUACCUGGAUGAGUCAGCGCAGUUCCAGGACCUGAGAGAGGAUGAUAAUUCUGCCAGCGAACUCACAUAUGGAGAGGUGGAACAACGCUUAGGUCAGCUUCAAGACCACUUAACUAGGCUGGAGUCUCAGCUGAUAUCUGAUAUGCAGACCAUCCUGCAGCUGCUGCAGAGACAACCAACUCUGGGACCGCCUGCCUACAGCACAGUGACUGCCAGUCCAGACUAUCACAGACCUGCUGUGAAGGUUCAGCCGGCUGCUCUGAAUGCAAGCCAUUUUUUUAGCUCUACAGGAACUCAAGCCCCCAGCCAAAAACCGGGGAGCACCAUUCAGGAAUCCAAAGACUCUGUGUUGAGCUUGGCCAAUGUGAAUGCACCCACUGAGGACAGCCUUAAACAAUUUCUUGUGCAGAGACAUACAGAGCCACAACAACAACAACCACCAACCACAGGGCAUCAGCAGUCAGCAUUGAUCCUUCUUCCACCUGAAACCUCCUCCUCCUCGUCUUGCCUGUCACCUUCUGAUUCCAGCCUCAACACCACUGGACUACAUAGACCUGCCUCAGACCAAGAGUCUCCAAGGCAUAAAUCUUUCAGCAGCAUGGUACUCUGAUAUAGGGGCUGUAAUGCUGUAAUUACUAAGUAGCAGUUUCUUUUAUUAGCAUGCUGGCACAGUCAUCAGUGACUUUGUAAUAGAAAAAAGAUGUUCUUGCAUUGUGCAUGUGGGCAAAACACUGUUUUACAUAGUUGACAGGGAAUUAAGAAACCGUUUCUGCAACUGCCAGUGUAAUAUGUAACAAUAGUUGCAUAUUUUAACAGUAGUCCUGUCGAACAGGAUCGAAUCCAUGAUGAUCAUCAUUCAUUUUGCUUGUUAAAUUUAUAUUAAAUUCAUAUCAUGAAGAACCUAAUCAACCCAGUGGAGACCGCUCCUUUAUGAGGACAGCAUUUCCUCCAUCACCAAGUCUAUAACUUUUUAAUUAAAUUCUUCUUAUUCUGCCAGAAUGCUGGUCAAAGGACUCCACUAGCUUGUGAUAGAAAUGCACGGCAACACAUAACAAACUUUAUGUUUCACCAACAGUUAUCUAGGUAAUGGACUUUGUGUUUUUCGCUGCAGCAUUUUAUGUUCCCACACAGUUGGUCACACCAGCAUGGGCUACAUGGCUUGGGUAAAGUGUAAUGGACACUGUGGAUAUUGGCACUAGCUCCAGUGUAAGCAGGAAGAGCUGACUGAUUGCAGUAGACAGGUCCCAGUGACUAACACUCCAGACAUCAGAUAGAUGGAGUUCCUCCUGGUGGUAGCUGCAAAACCAGGGAAAGACUUUCUUCUCCACUACCACACUGUGGACACUAUAACUCACCAGGUUCUGCAGCACAAUGGCCAAAAACACCAGGAGGUGCAAUGCUUAACAGCAGCCACUUGCUCCUCAGUAAGGGGUCUGUGGGUGCUGAACAUUCCUGGCAAGUAUUCAUGGAGAUACCAAAAAUAGAGGAACUUGUUGGAAAGAUUCUCAAAAAACACAGACAAGGUGACGGUGGCAGCACUUACACUUACUGUAGGUAGUAUUAGAACAUCUUAUGAGCAAUAAGUGUGAGUAAGUGAAAACUGACAAAACUGGGUCAUCUCGUGGACAAGGUGACAGUUUUAAGCCAACACACUAUCAGUACUCCUGUGCUAAAUGCACAGAGAGCGGGGGCUGUAGAAAGCCAGGACCAACACACUGCCAAGAAAAUUAAAUGUCUUUACACAAGAAUUUGCCAACAACCCCAUCAAGCCUUUUUUUUCCCAUCCUUUCAUGCCUGUUGUCUGAAGAGGGAAAGGUUAUCUCUCCAGAUGCUGGGUGUCAGUCGAGAGCAGCUACUAUAUUACUCUGCCAAAGUUCAAUGCAGGCGACCAUUCUUGCUUGCUAUACUCCAGAGCAGCAGACAAGAACAAGUGAAGGCGACUAAAGAUUGUGAUUGCCGAAAGGAGCCAAACCAUUACUGUUACUAAGGCUGCCUGGCAGCUGCUGAGUACAGACAUGUUUGUUGAGGCAGGUAACCUGUCCAACCUGAGACUUGGGAAUAAAGAUGUGAGCCAGUCUUAGGUGCCUGCACUGUUUUGCCAGUGUUUUUGAUUGCCAUCAAAAAUGUGUGAGCACUUGAAGCAUGAUGAGGUGACUUUUUCACAAAAAAAAAAAAAAAUUCUUCCUCCAUUUGCCGAAUUCAUUGCCUAGUGCCGGAUGCUGAGGCACUGACAGGGCACUGGAGAUGAUCUUACAUAAUGCAGGCCACAUGGAUACCCUCAACAAACACUGAUGAGCCUGGUCAUUAAUGGUAGAGCUUGUCUAGAGUGUAAAGUCUGUGUGGGCACAUAAAAAAAAAGAAAUUUCAGGCUUUAGGAGCAAUGAGUCUUCAUAUAAAAGAUAUAUAAGCUAUUUUCUGUAGCUAUUAAUGUAAUACAGCAUUAUUACAAAUAAGAGUUUUCUUAUGUAUGUUGUAUGCCUGUCUUCUCUGAAGUGUGACUCAGGGGUUAUGGACAAUUGCACUGCAAUAUACUGUACAGUAUCCAAAAAAAAACUAUAGUUUUCUUCUAUAAAACAAUGUGCUUUAUUACUGCAGACACUGAUGUGCACCUACUGUACAAUGUUAAGCCAACAGAGUGCACCAUACAUACUUGUCUGGUCAAAUACAACAUGCAGAUUUGAGGAUUUUCUUUUUCCUUUUGGACAAGUAAGUUUAAUAUAGGCAUUUCUACAUUUAGAAUCAGAAUCCAAAAAUUUUGUGUCUUAUAAAAUACUUUUGCAUUUUUCUCUUGAAAUACAAUUAUACUAAUUUAUUAAAAGGAACUCUGACUAUGAAGACAUGUAUAGCCUAAUAUUAUUAACAUUAACAUCAGUAUUUUAAAUGUGUUAUUAAAAAACUCAAUGUCUUCACUUUUAUGAAUUAAAAAAAUGGCAAAUGGUUGGAAUAGUUUUGGUCCUAAUAUUUAGAUACAGCAGCAAUAUAAACAUGUGUUUUGUUUAACCUUUUAAUUUGAGCUUGAGUGUAGCUAAGGAGGAAAUAUACAGCCCUCCUUUCCUUUUUAUCUAAGUCAGUUUAAUGUUCACACACAUAAACACGGCCGGUAAAUACCAGCUUGUGCACAUCUGCCAGCCACCGGCAUCCGAUGGGUCUGAUGAGCUGCAUCAGUCUUUGCUGGAGAGCAAACACUUACAGACUCUGAGCCGUAACUGUGUGCUUUAGCAGGUGAUGCCCACAAGCUGAAAUAGUCUGGGUUCCUUUUAAGUAAACAUUAUGUUGUAUGUGAAAAAUGUGACAGUGGCCACUUUCAUGAGUAGAUUGUGGUUUGGGAUAUACAGGUUUUGGAAGACUUGUAUAUAAAAUAGUACAUUUAUUAUUGCAGCCUAUGGAGAAUUCUUAUUGGUUUUGUCUUUUUUUUUUUUUCCAUGUGGGUCUGCAAAGCAGUGCGCUUUUUUUUGAGUCUCUCUAUAUAUUUACUGUUUUGCACUGCCUGCCAGCCCAAAGUAGCACAUUACAGUAUAAAAUGAUGUCAGCAUACUUUACUCGGAGGAGGUG
This is a messenger RNA of Archocentrus centrarchus (flier cichlid), 6520 nucleotides long. It is a transcript of the gene kcnh7b, whose product is annotated as potassium voltage-gated channel subfamily H member 7. Gene Ontology annotation, cellular component: plasma membrane. The record is from RefSeq and is a predicted model, not a curated record. Gene Ontology annotation, biological process: potassium ion transmembrane transport; regulation of membrane potential. NCBI's taxonomy places the organism in Eukaryota, Metazoa, Chordata, Actinopteri, Cichliformes, Cichlidae. Gene Ontology annotation, molecular function: inward rectifier potassium channel activity.